UUCCCACUCUUCGUGCUCUCCGCCUUCUCUCUCUCUCUCUCUCUCUCUCUCUCUUUCACAAACAGAUCUCUCUGUCGAGGAGCGAAAAUGGCGAUCAGUUCCUCUGCCUCCGUAUCCAUGCAAGCUCGUGUGCCGGCAACAGUGAGAGUCAGUCUCCAGAAGCCGGUAUCAAUCUUCAACUAUGGAAAGACUAAUCUUUCCUUCAACCUUCGCCAUCGGACACCCGCUCGCCUGACAAUAUCUUGCGCGGCCAAACAAGAGACGGUGGAGAAAGUGUCUGAGAUAGUGAAGAAGCAACUGUCGCUCGCCGCGAGUCAACAAGUUACCGCUGAGACCAAAUUCACCGAUCUCGGAGCAGAUUCUCUCGACACGGUCGAGAUAGUGAUGGGUCUCGAGGAAGAGUUCGGGAUAACAAUGGCGGAAGAGAGGGCCCAGAAGAUUGCAACAGUGGAGCAAGCUGCAGAACUCAUCGAAGAGCUCGUCAAAGAGAAGGACGCUUAGCCAAUACAAAUCCUUUUUUUUUUCAAGAGUAUCAAUUCCCAAGUGCAUGCGUCUUUGUCGCCUUCUUUGUUUGUCGGGCCUUAAUCAUAUGAUAUUUGUCACCUAAAACUUGUUAUAAUUCAAAUCCUCAGACUUUUUCAUAA
Molecule: messenger RNA, 644 nt
Organism: Tarenaya hassleriana
Lineage: Eukaryota; Viridiplantae; Streptophyta; Magnoliopsida; Brassicales; Cleomaceae
Product: acyl carrier protein, chloroplastic
Exons: 4
Coding region: 88-501 (137 amino acids)
Biological process (GO): fatty acid biosynthetic process
Molecular function (GO): phosphopantetheine binding; acyl carrier activity
Source: RefSeq, a predicted model, not a curated record